GAUCGUUGUUACAUUUUAUAGUUCAACAAUUCACUUACAUACCCACGAAUCAUGUUUACUCUUUUAGUUCAAUAACUCAUCUUAUUUCGAGCUUAAUUAAACAUGGUAGCUAUUUUAGUAUUUUUACCCAUUUUUACCAUAGGAAAUGGAAAGAAAGAGAAGGAAAAACAGAGGUCAGUUUCUGCAGUGACUGACUGCAACACAACUGACCAUUAUUCCCUUCCACAAUCAUUUCCCAAUCUCCCUGUGACUAACUGUAAUAUAUAACCAACCAAACCCCAGCUCUCAAUAAAGGACCCAACUUUAUAACUGCAAAAUCGAAAACAGAGCAAAAAGAGGAAAAACAGAGGAGGUAGCACUAGCAGCCAUGGAAUUUGUGGCCACAACCAUGAACGAGCUAUGCACCGAGCAGCAAGUCUGCAGCCGGAAAAGAGCUCCGGAACUCCGCUACUCCGACGACGAAACCAAAGGCUACAAAUCCAAGAACCUCAUCGCCGAGAGGAAGCGCCGUCAGAAGCUCACCGACCGCCUCCUCAUGCUCCGAGCUUCCGUCCCAAUUAUCACCAAUAUGAACAAGGCGACGAUCAUAGACGAUGCCAUUACUUACAUACAGGAGCUGAUGAGGAAUGUGGAGGUUUUGAGCGACCAGCUGGACGCUUUGUCGGCGGAGGAAGCAGCCGAAGGUUCCGAAUCUCCGGCGACUGUCUCCGCUGAGAUCAAGAAUGAGGAUGCUGCUGCUGGUGUCGAUCCAGAGGAGAUGAAGACUUGUGGGAUUCAGGAGGAAGUGGAGGUGAUGCAGAUUGAAGGGAAGAAGCUGUGGGUGAAGAUUGUGAUGGGGAAGAAGAGAGGGAGGUUCACCAAGCUGAUUGAAGGAAUGACCAAGUUAGGUCUCCAAUUGACUCAUACCAGUUUGACCACUUCCAAAGGAGCAUUCCUUGUUUCAUCCUGUGUUGAGGUGGUUUGUGAAGAGAUGGCAAUGGUUCAUCAAAUCAAGGAGUUGCUGAUACAGAUUAUGAAAGGAAUAUGAAGAAAUUGAAAAUGAAUUAACAAGUUUUGAAAGGAGAUGGAUUAACUUAAUUAAUUGCGGAGGAUGGUUUGUUGAGCUUUGUAAUUGUCACCAUUGUUGGUCUACCGAACGACAUAGAGCUUCACCUAAUGCUUAAGGGAUAACAAAAAAAAAGUUUAGAAACUAGAUUGGAGACAUAAUUUGAUUGGGAAAUGUUAGUUCAUAAUCUACUUUAUAGAUCCGAUGUUCCAUCCAUCAGUCCGUUGAUAAUCAUCCAAAACAAACAGAAAUGAUCUUUGUCCUUGAAUUUCCAAACUAAAAUGACAAAAUCCUCAAACUCAAGUUUUUGGAGAGUAAUUUGCGUAAGAAUCUGAUACAUUGUGCUCGUAGAAUUUCUCAAAUCUUUACAUCCUCAAAAACUACGUAUAUGUCUUGAUAAUUCUGAUUUCUAAAUGAGUUAAUAAUAUCAUAGGCUAUUCAAUUUUAGGCCUCUAAUACUUCUGACAUGAAAAUUUUCGAUAUUAUGACGUAAAAAAAAAUCAAUUAACCUUGACAAUUCGAAUUUUCGGAUUACCUGGAGAGAGUGCGACUAAUCGGCUUUGCCAUCCACCAUGAAAUUCCAAACCAGAAAGAAAAGGACACACAGGCUAAAGUGAUGAAUCCGUGUGAGCCCAGGACUAUGCAGUGACAAAAAGAUUGACUAGUCUAUGGCCUAGUCCACUGUACACUGAAAGAAACAGACUUGUCAAUCUUCAAAAGCUCAAACUAAUAAUGAAAUCCGUGUCCGACCAGGAUUCUUGAACACAGACAAAAAGAGACGACUGGACUACAUUUUGAUUUCUUCCUGCAUUCGAAACAUUACAUUCUCCCCUAAGUAAGCCCUGCUCCAAGCAGCAACGUACCACAUUUCUCCCUUCAAAAAUUAGACCCCUCCUGGGCUUUUGCUCAUAAAUCGAGGUCUUGAUGCUCAUUUCACAUUUGCUUUCUCACCUAACUCCCUUUGUUUAAACUUUGCAACCCUGUUACACGGCUGGAAAGUGGAAACACACCAGUCACACACACACAUAUAUAUACCACAUUGCUACUUUCAUUACUCUGAAAGAGCAUAAACUAGACCUAUACUGAAGUGGGUUCUUUCCACUUCCAUACAGCUUGCUUAGUAUCAGCUCAUCUCUUUGUGAUAGGAUUGGCUCACCCAUCAUCCCCUGCUUCAAGUCCAUCGCCAUCAUUGUUACCACGAGUUCCGGUCAUCAGGAGGGUAGCCGGGCACCAUCGAGAUCGAUCGUUCGUGGGAGGAGACGUGAUUCUAGGUGGGUUCUUGAUGGCCAUCGUUGCAGUCAUCUUCUGCUACAUAAGGGCAACGAGGAAGAAGAACCAAAUGCUCGUGACUCAGCCAUGAAACAGGACAACAUGUUCUACAUUUUUAAGACCUUCACGGCUUCACCAUCUGCUGUUGUUGAAGAUGGGGAAGUGAAGAAAUGGUUAUAGUUUACUUGUAUAGUUCAAAACCAAACUUGAUUGGUACACGUGACCAAUAGGAUCUUGGAGAUCUGAAGGAUAGAGAUUGAGAAGGGUUGGUAUAGAUAGGUACUUAUGGAGAUGGUAAUCGCUUAAUAGUUUCAACAUGAAAUGGUAAUGUAGUAGUGUCUUUAGGUUUUACUCGAGUUUCUUAGUAAUGAUUCCUUUCUCAUGUAUCGAAUUAUGUUUCUUGAAGCCUCUUAUACUUGAUUGAUUUGUUGUUGAAAGUAGGUAAGUGACAGUGGUCUUUAUUUUUUGGGAAAAUUUUGACAAUGGUUAUUGGUAUGAGUAUAGGUAACCAAACUUGGAAAGUGCACAUGAUGAUUGAUGACUGAGAUCAAAAGAGCAUAGGUUUUUCACCAAGCUUUCUUGCUAAUGUUUCCACUCUCAGUGUAUUGGACUAUGAAUUAUUCAUUUAUUUGCUUAAAACCUCCAAAACCUUGAUAAAGUUUGAAUCAAGGUUUGAGAACAUG
Messenger RNA from Linum trigynum, 2997 nucleotides. NCBI's taxonomy places the organism in Eukaryota, Viridiplantae, Streptophyta, Magnoliopsida, Malpighiales, Linaceae. The record is from the annotation of a GenBank genome assembly.